Molecule: messenger RNA, 843 nt
Organism: Aspergillus vadensis CBS 113365
Lineage: Eukaryota; Fungi; Ascomycota; Eurotiomycetes; Eurotiales; Aspergillaceae
Product: C2H2 type zinc finger domain protein
Exons: 3
Coding region: 1-843 (280 amino acids)
Biological process (GO): regulation of transcription by RNA polymerase II
Cellular component (GO): chromatin
Molecular function (GO): DNA-binding transcription factor activity, RNA polymerase II-specific; RNA polymerase II cis-regulatory region sequence-specific DNA binding
Source: RefSeq, a predicted model, not a curated record
AUGCUUGCGCCCACUGCCGGAAGCAAAAGUCUCGAUGCCAAGGAGGACCACCAUGUAAGAAUUGUCUGCGCCGCGGAAUCCACUGUUCCCUUGAACGCCGGAUUCCAUCCUCGGUGGCCUUUUGUUCAUCGAGGGUCUUUCAGUGAUCAUGAAGCACCAUUAUUGAUCAAGUCAAUGCUUGUUCUUGGUCUGUGGCUAAGCAAGGAACGGAAAGCCCACUCGAAAGCCAUUGACCUGCACAAUUUCCUGGGCUCGGCCAUACGUCAGCAGACUGAGGCAUGGGAUGCCUCUGUAGCAGAUGCAAGUAGUACUUGUAAAUGGCCCAUCGCGACAUAUCAGGCAAUCCUGCUCCAUCUAAUAUUCGCCGCUUUAUAUCGGGGCGGUGGGGAGCUCGACCUUGACCUGAAGCCUUCCCUUGCUCCUGCAGAUGUCGACCUUCUAGAAAGGCUUGUCAUAAGCUGCAAGAAGCUCGGAAUGUUCUACUACCCAAACAUACUGCAGCAUUAUUGCGACAGUAUUCUGCCUGGAUAUACAUGGGUAACUAUUGAGGAGGUGAAGAGGUUUGACCUGGCCUUAUUCAAAGUCUGUGGAGCGUUUAGUAUCUUAGGCAAAGGGGAGGAUAGAACGGGUAACUUAGACGGAAGGAUCCGUGCAUGCGACUUACAAUUUCCACCACCCAGGAAUACGCCGUUGUGGAAUGCUGUAACGAAAGAAGAGUGGGAAUCCGCAGCGACAGCGGAUAUGGACCCCCAUAGCCUGGAUGACCCUUUGCCUCUACAAUGGAUCUCUAAUUCUGCAGAGAUUGUGGAACUUAUUGCUACAGGGUCUCCUGGAUUAUUUUGA